CAGCGUGAAUCCCACCGCUCUCCCGCAAUCGUGGGGCUUGCUGCGAAGAGCGCCCCUCGCCUUCCCCCAUUGGCCGUUAGAAGAUCCGCCUUGCUGUGUGAUUGGCGAUCGACCCCUGCCCUAGAGGCCGGUGAGGGCCACUGCCGCCGCUGCUCGGCCCGGCAUGGCGGGUUGCAAGGCGUACAGAACUCGAGCCCGCAAGAAAGGCGGCCGGAAUCGGCCCGCUACUCUGAUUUUAUAGAAGAGCUGUUCCUUAUGAAGAUGGGACUUCUGGUGUUUAUGCGUAACGUGCUACUUGCUCUCUGCCUCUUUCUGGUCUUGGGGUUUCUGUAUUACUCAGCUUGGAAGCUGCAUCUGCUCCGAUGGGAGGAUUCAAAUUCAGUGGUUCUUUCCUCUGACUCCGUUGGACGUUCAAUAGGCUCAGAAUAUGACAAACUGGGAUUUCUUCUGAAGUUGGAUUCUAAACUGGUGAUCAUAUCACUUACUAUUUUUCACAGGCCUCCAGAGCUAGUAUCAAAAUACGGUAAUAUCUCAGAGGGUGUUUGCAAGCCUGGGUAUGCUUCUGCUUUGAUGACUGCCAUCUUUCCAAAAUUCUCCAAGCCAGCACCAAUGUUUUUGGAUGAGUCCUUCAGAAAAUGGACAAGGAUUCGGGAUUUUCUUCCACCUUUUGGGAUUAAAGGACAAGAUAAUCUAAUCAAAGCUAUCUUGUCAGUAACAAAGAAUUACCACAUUACUCCAACCCUUGACAGUCUUAGCUGCAGACGAUGUAUUAUUGUGGGAAACGGUGGCAUUCUAGCAAACAAAUCUCUGGGCUUGAAAAUUGAUGAUUAUGACAUUGUUAUCAGGCUGAAUUCUGCUCCAGUGAAAGGCUUUGAAAAAGAUGUUGGUGGCAAGACAACAAUGCGGAUAACAUAUCCAGAAGGUGCUAUCCAGAAACCGGAGCAGUAUGAGAAGGAUUCCCUGUUUGUGCUGGCAGGAUUCAAGUGGCAGGAUUUCAAGUGGCUGAAGUACAUUGUUUAUAAGGAAAAAGUGAGUGCUUCUGAUGGCUUCUGGAAGUCUGUGGCAACCCAUGUUCCAAGAGAGCCCCAUGAGAUCCGAAUCCUGAAUCCAUAUUUUAUACAGGAGGCAGCCUUCAGCUUUAUUGGCCUUCCUUUCAACAAUGGCCUGAUGGGCAGAGGGAAUAUUCCUACUCUGGGAAGUGUAGCAAUUACCAUGGUGCUCCACAAUUGUGAUGAAGUAGCUGUGGCUGGAUUUGGUUAUGACAUGAACUCUCCCAAUGCACCACUACAUUACUAUGAGAACAUCAAGAUGUCUGCCAUCAAAGAGUCCUGGACACACAACAUCCAGCGAGAGAAGGAAUUCCUACGAAAAUUGGUAAAAGCUCGAGUAAUCACGGACCUCACCAGUGGAAUCUGAAGAAAAAGCUCAGCAACUGUGCCAGAGAGCACAGCCAGGUGUAUCCAGCUAAGGACAAGGGCAGCAAGAGGUGUUUAGCAAGAAUCCCAGCAUCCAGAAGAUGCCCUUGGAUCCUCUCCCUGGCUUGCUUUGUCUGCCUAUGCUAGGGCCAGCAGGGGAACAGCAGCUCUUGGUUUAAGAGGGCCGGGCCCUCAUUUGGAACUGCCGGAAGAUGUUUUGCUGGAGAUAAAACAUCAGCGGAGAGAAGAAAAAUAGGCUUGUGAAACAAAAUAAAUUUGUGCCAAGUGGGAACAGGAGCCAGGCCAGAGGCCACAGUAUUUGAAUGUAUAAGGCAUUAUUUUUUUAAUAGCAAGAAACAAAAAUGACAGUAAAUAUAUCAAUGGGCACAGUGGAGCCUAGCCUUUGAACAAGCCUGGUGGGAUGCUUUCAUUAGUACUGCAUUUAGCCUGUCCUUGGGCCAGCUAUGGCCCCUCUGCAGGGUCUCAGUUCAUCCAAGGUUUGUCUAUUGUUGGUGCUGCUUUAAUGUCAAAGUAUUGUGAUCUCUUUUUGCUCUAGAUGGAGCAAAUUAAAGUUCUGUUAGAUCUUCAGUCUCCCUGCUCCUCAGGGGGCCUCCACUGCUGCCACUGUUCAUCUGGCUGCAUUUUUAGACUAUUCAUGAAGUUCACCUCAUUAUGUUGGAUGAACUUAACCUGCUUUGCAGGUUCAUCACAGAUUCUGCUGGCAGAUAACCCAGUAUUUGUUUUCACUAGCAUCCAUAUCAUGCUUCUGAACAGCAUGGCACGUUUUCUGUUCUUGUUUCUUUGGAGAAGGAAUAAUUUAUUUUUGGACAAGGACCAAACCGUCCUAAAAUAUGAAGAUUUGUCAGCGUUUAUGGUACCAGAGAUUUUUCUUUCAUUCUACUAUACUUAGUUUAUGAGAAUAAUACUUUGCUCAUGUGUAGAUUUUUCUGUAUGCUGUGAGAUGACAUCUCCCUUGUUUUUCAGCUUCCAUAUAUCUGGUUUUGUUUUGUUUUUUUUCCAGAUGGUUUCUACUUCCCUCUGUAUUCUUUUUAAAUUAUAGCAGGGACUCUUUGUUAUGUAUCUGCUCUAUCUUUCAGAUGCAGUAUUUGCACAAGUAUGUAUUAUCUGUAUUGGUAAGAUUUGAAAUAUGUGUAUGAGAUCCAGCGGUGAAUUUAAAUUAAUUAACAUAUCUUUCCUUAUAUGGAGAGGAUGUAAGAAUCUGGCAACUCUUCUCAUGAAUAUCAAGCUGAAGAAUUCUCAUCCUGUGUAGGUCAAGGGCACAGCUUGCAUUCAGUAGUAUGAAUAUGCAUUUUGUUUGCUCAGUGCCCUAAAAUAGGAGGUUCCUAACGGGACACUGGGUAUUUUGCCAAAUAAGCAAAGUUGAGGCAGUAGCUCAACUAUUCCCAUAAUUAUUUUUAGAGAUGGUCAGAAACUGAAAAAGUGCAACUCUAUAAUAAUGCAAAUAGUGAUGUAAAAGAUCCUGCACAAUCACUUUAGUAAUAAGUCUUUUCAGAAGAUUACAAUAUUGGCCUGUCUGAGUAACUUGGCAAAUGUUACACCAAAAUGUGUAGUUUUCAUUGUGUACGUAUACUGAACUAUGCCCACUUGAAUGGUGGAGGAUGACUGAUUUAUUUGUUGGCCUUCCUAGUCUUGACAGGCUCUUCCUAACCGAGAGUACUUUAGUUGUCUAGAUAUCGACUUGGAAUCGGCCUUUCUAAACAAUGUAUGCAAUUUGCUGCCCCAAGGAGUUAUGAUGGUAACUAAUGUAGAUGGCUUUAAAAUUAAAUUAAAUAAAUUCAGCAAGGAUAACGCUAGUUAUUUUGGUUAUAUGCAACUUCCUGAUUCAGAGGAGUGAUACUUAAAAAUAUCAAGAAGCUGAAAAGCAAUGGCAUUAUUUGUUACUAUUGUUAUGCCAUGCAUGUAGGUCUCUUAGAACAACUGGCUGAUUAUUGAGGGACGCAUGGUGCUGGUCUAGUUGUGCUUUUGAUCUAAUUUGAUAAGAGCUUUUCUUAUCUCCUCAAUCUUAUGAAUGCAGGUGAAUAUCUUUGAAUUUCUCUGUUCUCUAUUUAUGUGCUGUGCACAUGUUCUUCUGAAGGAGGAUAAGCAUAGAAAUAUCAACUGUUUGACCACACCAGCAAAAAUUGGAGUGGUUCCACCGCCUGCGGAAUAUAGCAUACAUCUAAAAGAUUAGUUUUUCCCUCAAUAAUUACUUUUAUAAUGGAGAUAAUCACUUAGAUGGCAAUGGAGAUAAAUGUAUUUUGUUUUUUCAAUCUCCCUUUUGGAGGGAAGGGAUCAGCUUAAAUGGAGGACUGUUUUUCUUUUGUAUAAAUAUAAUACUUGAGUCAUGGAGUGUUUGGAUGGAGCCAGUUGCAGAACUUGUAUCAGUGUAUAUGUUUCUUGGGUUACAUGUUUUUUUCUAUGUCUUUUUUUUCAUUGGAUGUUGUGAGUCAAGGAUUCCACACUUGUCGGCAGCUAAACAUAUACGUUCCAAAUGGUUAGGAUGGUUUUUGUACAAGCUCCAUUUUGGUUGGAAGGUUAACUUUAGGGAGGAUAUGUUGAAGAAAUGUAGAAGAAAAGAAAUAUAUAUACACAAGAAAAACCUAAAGAGAUGAUUAGAUAGAUGAUAGAUAGAUAGAUAGAUAGAUAGAUAGAUAGAUAGAUAGAUAGAUAGAUAGAUAGAUAGAUAGAUAAUACUAAUAAAGAUGAUUAUUUGUAGCUUGAGGUUGACAUGAGGGGUCCUUGGUGCUCUCUGAGCUUGCUUAUUUUCUUGCAGACAUUUCAGUACACAAACUAGGUAACAUCAUCAGAUGCUAGCACUGAUGAUGUUACCUAGUUUUGGUAAUAAAAUAUCUUCAAGAAAACAAGCAAGCUCAUAUAGCACCAAGGACCCCUCAGAUAGAUGAUAGUCUGACCUCUAGGUGGAAGCAAAGUAACAUAAAGCAAUUGCUGAUAGAAGGCUCAAGGGCCAUCUCCACCAAGGGGUUUAUGGUACAGAAAGCCUACACCUGAGUCUCAAACUUAGUGUGCUAUCCCCGAUCAUCCUCACUAAAUGAAAAAACAAGACACAGGACUUGUAUACCUUAUAAUUGGGUAACUUGUCAUCCAGUCUUCACCUGCUGAAACUCAGUUUUUACAUAAGGAUUUAGGAACCUAUUCUCUUUUGCAUUUGGCCACUGCAUCAAGUACCCAUGUGUAGUAUGGCUCACUUUUAGUGGGUGGAAGGUGGGGAGCUGCUUGUAUACAUUAUUACUUUUAAAGUAGUCAGAUUUUUUUGAUUGUUAAUAAAAGUAUAUUUCUACCGUAACAAAUGUAUAUAUUGGUAGAACUGCCAUUACUUAUUUGAUUUGAAUUUUUUAAAACUUUGGGCUUUAGUCUUUAACUUAAAGUACCAAAACCAGUCAAGAUUCUUCCUAAGACAAUCAACAGCACAUAUGAAUUUCAUUAUAUAUAAUUUAAGGCUAGAUCUUAGUUUGUUUUCUGUUUCUCUGUGGCAUUCAUUUAUCAACUAGGUCAGUAUACUACACUUUAAGCAUAUCUGUUUUGGAUGAUUCUUACAAGCCUUUUUACUGUUUUGAAUUUAUCUCAUUUAAUGCACUUCCAUUGUAAGAUUUCCAACUCCAGUUAUUGCCAAGGUCUGUCCAAAACAUGAAAAAUAUCUGCAAAAAACAUUUUUUUUACCUAUAUGGCUACUUCUAUUUUUUGAAAUUGAGUGAAAAUAGUAAGACUAAAUACAAGAAGUAUUUGACAAGCCAAUACUCUGACCUCAUCUGACACAUUACUUGAAUCACUUCCUCCAACUGGCUUUGUAGUAUGUCCUCCAGAAAAAUUGAAAGUAGGCAGAAUUGAUAAAGCAUUUCAUUCACAUUUCAUUCAAAUUUCCAAGAGAGUUUAAUGGAAGUUUCUGAAAAAACAUAAUUCUUAUUGCAGACAAAGUGGAUAUAAAGUGCUUGUCUUCUUGCAGAUCUAAAGAGAGAACAACUCAACUCAAACUCUUAGUUGGGCUUAUCUUGCUCAAAUGUAUCCCUCAAUUUCUUCCUGUACUGUAGAUGCAUUCAACUAGGAGUGAAAAGUUGCAGUAGAGGAAGGUGACUAAACCUUGCCUGAUUCAACUAAACCCCUAGAAGCAGUGGUGGGAUUCUACCGGUUUGGACCGGUUCAGCCAAACCAGUAGUUCCCACUUCCUGCUGAGAGCAAACUGGUUCUUUGUUGCUGUGAAAGUGGGCCUGCCCACCCGCCCACAGUUCAUAUUGACCUUUAUUUCUGCUUCUGAAACCCAGCUGAUCAGGGACAGUAGAUUGAAUUGGCCCUCCUCAGCUGCUUUCCUUACUCUUUUCCUUGUUUGCAAUGCGGAAGUUCAAUAUUAUGGAAACUGCAUGCAUGUGCAGCACACGUUUGGCUUGCCCAUAAGCAAAGCGAGAGUGCGGUCAUGAAGCAUGUGCUCAGCGAACCGGUUGUUCAACCGGUAGGAUCCCACCCCUGCCUAGAAGCAUACCCCAGAAAACAAAACCAAUGGAGAAAAAACAAAGGUGGUAGGAUUUCCUCCUUGGUUUUUAGUUGUUGUCAAAAUAACAUGCCAUUGCAAUUUGCCUUCUUAUACAAGUUUGCAACUACAUGUAGUGCCCCAGCAUCCUUAAAUUGAAUUGCAUUGAAAUCUGGCAGCAAAAUAACUGAUAUGUUGGUAGAGAAAUUUUAGCCCAUUUUUGGACAUUUCUGGGGGUAAAAAUGGAAGUACUUUUCCUCUAGAAACUUCCUACAUCUGCUGGGUCUUUGAAGCAUUCAGGUCCAAUGGCAUUUAGUAGUGAGAAACUCAGCACCUCCAAUCAAAUGCAGAGCUACCCAUUAGAGGAAAAUGCUAAUUAAUGCCCCAUUUCCCCUUUUCUUUCAGAAGAGGCAUUAUAUUAGAUGGAGUUUGUGAGUUAAUAAAUCCAAAGGGACAUCACUGAACAUAGUCGUAGUCAUCAAACUUGUAUGUAAUUGGCACUUCUCACAUGGAUAUGGAUCAUGGGAGCAGGACAAAUCGUAAGAAAGAAAGGGGUAGAAGAUGUGGAUCCUAUUCCUAUUGCUACUCAUUCCAUAAAGUCUUGUAAUUCCUAGUCUCCUUAUCUCUAUCAGAGACUUUCAUCUUGAAGAAAGAUGAAUAAGAAAGACAAACAUUGCUUCCAUAGCUCAAGCAGUCAAGCAAUUCAAUGCAUGGCAUCCAAAUGAAGCAUGCAAGUCAUCUUCAAAUAGGUCUAAAUUCUCAAUAUUUUGAUUAAGAGGAAGGGAAAUUGUCACAGGAAGAAACUGAAAAGCCUUCUAACCAAAAUAUCCCUUUCUACCUAAUUUAUUUUCUUUAGACAAAGACAAUCCAUAUUUCAUCCACCGGUAGGAUAAGCUAAAUUUAAAAACAACACAUAAGUUGCAUAAAGGACAAAAUUCAAAAUUCUUUUACCAUUCAAAAAACACUAGAAAAGAGAACGGGAGAGUGGGAAGCCCCAUCCCAAUAAAGCCCUUCAUAAGUUAGCUAACAAUUUGUUUCCUCCCAAAACCAAAAUAGAAGGAAAACUCCAACUUCAUUUCUUUUUUUUCUUUUUUUUAUAAAAAGUUUUAUUUUUACAAUCAUAUCAAAUAAUUCAUCCAAUGUACAGUUAUAUACAAUUAGUCGGGCUUGCCCAGUCACCACCACCCUUUUUAACACUCUUCCCUCUUCUACCUUCUUUUACUUUCCAAACCUUCCUCUCCUUCUCUUAUCUACAUCCGCUCCUCCUUCCACCCUACACCUUCCUUCUCCCUCUACUAUCCCUCUUCCUUCCUCUUUUCCUCUUUCCUACCUCCUACUCUCUCUUUUCUCCCUCCUCACCGUUCUAAAAUGGUAACUAUGCAGACCCGACCCUACAUUAAUUAUAUUUCUUCAAUACUCCAACUUCAUUUCUAACUAUCAUCAACAAAGAUAACAAAAGUGGCCCAAAGAUUUACCCUAAUCCUCUAUGUAAAUAGUUGGAGCUGUUCAAUCCUUUGCCAUCAUAAAUUAAUUCAAAGGCAGAAGUAAUGGUAAGAAGUCCAAUCCUAAUUCCUGCAGAUAUGAAUAAAACAAGACUGCGUUUAUGACAGCAGCCUUCAUUUGGAUGCCAUGCAUUGAAUUAUAGAAAUGUGGAGUUGGACGGAAGCAGCUUUUUAACCCUCCACAAUGUACAAGAAAACUAAUUAACCAAGCUUUGAAUGUUGGCUGUCCAGUUUAUUUCUAAAAACCUCCAAAGAUAGAGAACACAACCUUUCAACUGUCGUACAGUUCUUAAUAUCAGGAAGCUUUUCCUUAUAUUUAAAUGAAAGCUAGAGUUCUGCAACUUAUAUCCAUUGUUUCUGGUCUAGAUUUUGUGGCAAUGGAAAAGCACAUUCAGUUUCAAUAUCAAGACAGUAGUGGUUAGUAAUCAUGUUAAAAGAAAUACCUGACAUUGGUUCUGGCAAAGGGAAUGUUUUUAAUACUGCAUGACUAAUCUCUGCGAUUCAUUAUCACAAUAUGUUGCGAUAGUUACCAAUCUGGAUGGGUUUCAAGAAGAUUGAAUGCAUCUCGGAGGCCUCUGAUUGGUCACACUGAAAACAAAAACAAGACUGUUCUAAUAUUCUUAAAAUAUUAUAUGGAAAAUGAAAUAAGCUAGCAUAAUCUUGAAUGAGGUCAUGGUAUUGAUUGUGAUAUUGGAAACCAAACUUUGGAGACCAAAUACAAAAAAUAAAGACUGAAAAUCUAAGUUAUAAUCUUUCUUUAUGACCAGCAAGCAACUAACUGAUCAGUGCUGAUUAGCUGCUCAGAAUAAGUAUUCCAGCAAAAUCUUAACAGGAAAGAAAAGAGAAUACCUUAACUACAGUGGUACCUUGAUACUCAACUGCUUUGAAACUCAUCAAAUUUGGCAGUCAACACACAAGCUAGAACUUGUCAGUGUCGACUGCCUUUUGACUCAGCAACAUUAUUCCUUAUUGGAAAAAUUUAUUCAGUUCUCAUCUUUUUGGUACCCAUCAUGCCUCCUGGAACUAAUUAAUGAUGAGUACCAAGAUACCACUAUAUUAUUCAGUGUACCUCAACAAAAAUGUAUGUUUAGUACCAGGAAGUUCUGAAAAACAGGAGGAAUGACAGGAUUGAAUCCUGAAAUAGAUAAAAAUAAUAAAGGGCUAUCUGUUUACUUCCAAGUUAGAUCUCAAGGGCCAGAUGAAUUGCAUCCUAGAGUUCUGAAAGAAUCAGAUAAUUGUUUGACUGAAUUUUUAUCUUUUAGUCUUGAAAAAUCUGGAGAGUUUUAAAAUGUUAUACGAUUAGAUGAUAAGAAAUAUCAUGAUCUUCAGAAAUUGGGGAAAAGAAGACCAGCAAAGUACAAAUCAAUCAGACCGAUCUGGGAAGAUUCUAGAGGAGGCUAUAAAUGGAUCCACCUGUAAGCACUUGAAAAGUGUUGUAAUUUUAUCAAUGAUAAGUCUUGCUACACAAAGUUUACAUUUUUAUUGACUUCCUCGACAUAUUGUAAGAAUGCUAUGGACAUUGUAUGUUUUUAUUUCAGACAAGCAAAGCAUCCUCUGACAUGUUGUUGUGUACAUGUUGCAUUACAGAACGCUGGAUGGAAUAUUCAAGGAAGGCAGACUCUAACUGAACGUUGGGGGGGAACCCUAAACAGUUCAGUUUGAGAGUAGAAACAGAUAUUUGGAGGAGAUACAAGUGGAGGUCAGACAAGUGAUCUAUUAAUUUGAAUUUUUAUACUGGAAUAGGGAGUUGGGCUCCUUGAGCUAAAUGGCCUCUUCUAAAAGGUUAACUAUGGUCUUUUUUAUGACAAAGGGGUAAGGAGGAGAACUUUAGAAUCAAUCUUGUUAAAUUAUUAAAUUCUUUUGCUUAUAAAAUCAUUUCCAAAUGUUUUUCUUGCAACAUUUUAUAAAUGUUUAAUGCUACAUUAUUUUACCAUUGCUAUAUGUAUGCAUAUUUUCUGUUAAAUUGGUUCAAUAAGAAUACAUUUUCUAAAUAAAAGAGAAUUUGAAUACUUCCCAAACUAAUUGACAUCUUGAGCUGCUCAUCAACUGACCACCAUUAAAGGAUUAAAGCAAAUUAUAUCUCCACCACACUGGCUUCUCUGGACAACCAUUAUUCAGCAAGACUUCUUUACUUUGAACACAACCUUCUAUGUAGAUUUCAUACUUUAAGACAAUUCCAAGGUCGCCCUUUCAUAUGGCUCUUACUUUCCUCCCAGUAUUAAAUUAAUUUCCCUCAGUGGAAAUUUCUUGUCUGAUCUUUUUUUCUUUAAGAUUCACUGAGGCAUAAUAAUCGCACUUAUUGCUUUGUGGGAUCAGCAAGCUUAGUUGGGAUCACAGGCAUUUUUUAUUCCAUUUUGUAUCCAUCUAUUCCGAUAACAGAUAUUUGUGAGAGAUCAGCAGUGAUUCCCAAGAUGCUUCCUCACCUAAAUAAAUGGGUGUCUUGUUGUAUAUAAAGUAUAUAGUGACUUCAUCCAAUUUUGCUAGUGUCACCUACCACUUGAUGUUCCAACCAGGAGCUCAGGAAUCUGUUUUCUUCCACUCUGAGAAGUUGGGUGACCCUGCCUUUUAUUUUUAGGGGAAGCAUAGGUAAUUAAGGAUGAAACCCACAAAAUUUUGCAAACCAAUUCCAGAAAAGCCAUUAGGUCUUUGGGAUUCAGUUGCCUUUCUCUCCAUUCCAUUCAUCAGGUACACUUCCUAGAGCAAUUGCAGAAAUCAACAUUGGUUAAGGAAGGGUGUUAUUCUCAGCCCUUCUCAGUCCACCUCCCCUUCUGGGCUAAAGUUACACGAAACUGAAAAUAAUUAUUUUUUGAACUAGCUGCCACUCUAAGAAGUCUUACCUGAUUAAUCAGAUUAGCAACAACUUUUCAGGAAAAAGAUAUUUUUUGUUUGAAGUGGUGGGAAUAUGUGUCACGACAACAACUAUCUUUCAUAAGAGUUACUUUGAACUGUUUGAGCAACUGUGAGAAUGUGUGAUCCUCCAGUUAUUGCUGACAUACAGUUCUCCAUUUAAUCUAGUUAGCAUGACCAGUGAUGAACGAUACUAGGAAUUCUGGUUCAGCAACCUGUGGAGGAUCUCUAUUCCUUGUUUAAGGGAAAAAGGGCAGUCCCCUUGUUAAUGAUGUUUGGUGACUCCUUGAGGUUGUUGGGGGAAUGUGGUAAAUCUUUCUUUGCUAGCUUGAGGGGUGGCGGCUGGAGUCUUUGAACAGAAUGAGAAGAUGCUUUUCAAAUUUGCUGACUCUCAGAAUGAUAUGUUUGGUUGCUAUAUUCACCAUGUGCCCCAUUACCAUUGUCUGCAAUCCCUUUGUUUCAACAUAUAGAUUUCUAUAUAUUGCAGUGAUUGAACAUAUUUGAGGGAGCAGAGUUUCUGCUGACAUGUUUUGCAGAGAAAUUGAACUGGACUGAAGCGGAUAUACUGACAGUUAGAAUUUCCUGACAGUUAAAAUUUCCUGACAGUUAGAACAAUCAAUAAGUGGAACAACUUGCCUGCAGAAGUUGUGAAUGCUCCAACACUGGAAAUUUUUAAGAAAACGUUGGAUAGCCAUUUGUCUGAAAUGGUGUAGGGUUUCCUGCCUCGGCAGGGGGUUGGACUAGAAGACCUCCAAGGUCCCUUCCAACUCUGUUAUUAUGUUAUGUUAUGUUAAUGUUUAGGAUGACAAAAAGGCUCACUCUUAAAAGGUUUAGACAAAUGGCAUAAAAAUUCAGUUAUUAUCUUCUUAUGAAUUUUCUCCAUUAUUAAAAGAAAAAGCUGUGCAAAGUGGCAUUUGUGAGCUUCAAAGCCAUUAUGUUAUAUUCAUACCAUGGAAGCAAUAAAAAAAUGAAGAAUCUGGUUCCUCUAUUCUUUUGUGCUUCCACAAACGGCUAUGUAAACUGCUGUCUCAGCAAACAG
This is a messenger RNA of Ahaetulla prasina, 11283 nucleotides long. RefSeq names its product ST3 beta-galactoside alpha-2,3-sialyltransferase 3 (gene ST3GAL3). The record is from RefSeq and is a predicted model, not a curated record. NCBI's taxonomy places the organism in Eukaryota, Metazoa, Chordata, Lepidosauria, Squamata, Colubridae. The coding region runs from base 256 to 1416 and encodes 386 amino acids. The transcript is spliced from 12 exons. Gene Ontology annotation, molecular function: sialyltransferase activity.